AUGCAUUCCAAGGCUACUAUCACGGCCCUGGCCCUGGCCGGGUUCAUCACCCCCUCUAUGACUGCGCCUGCCGGCAACGAGGCUCGCCAGGUGCCUGUCGGCCUCGUCGACGGCCUCACUGGCGGGGCGACCAGCGGACUCACACAGGGCAUCACUGGCCCCGGUGGUGUCGUUGACGGCACCACUGACGCUGUCGACGCACUCCUUGGCAGCCUCGGCGGUCUGACCGGCGGCGCUGGCGCCGUCGCCGACAUCCCCAAGGACGUCGUCGGCUCCGUCACGGGUGUUGCCAGCGGGCUCACCAAGGAUCUCCCCAUCCCCGUGUCCGUGACGCCUGGCGCGGCCGUUGCCAAGGGUGCCCGUCGUCGCCACAACCGCCGUCAGCUCAGCGACGUGACCGAUGCCGUCAAGGGCGCUGCUGACGGCGCCAAGGAUGCCGCUGAAGACGCCACGAGCGCUGCCGGCGACAAGGCCGACAAGGCCACCAGCACAGCCAGCAGCGUCGCAGACGAGGCCACUGGUGUUCUUGGCUCUGCCCUGAGCCAGGUCACCGAGGCUCUUGACCUUGAGGGUCUUCUCGGUGGCGCCACCGGUGCCGCGUCCGGUGCCUCCGGUGCCGCAGGCGGGCUUGUCGACGCGGCUACUGGUAUCAUAGGUGGAAUCACCGACGCUGCGACCGACAUCAUCGGUAACAUCAUUCCUAUCCGUAACGUGGACGCCGAGUCGGUCGACGACCAGACUGUCGCUUCCGUCAUCCACAUGCUGAAGAGUCUCCAAGAGGAGAACAAGCUUCAGGCCCGUGAGGAGGAUCCCAUCAGCGACCUUAUCCAGCAGCUUCUCGGUAGUCUCACCGGUGGCGAUAAGAAGAAGGGUGACGCUCCCGGCGGGCUUUCUGACGGCGUCGGUGGCAUUGUUGGCGGCAUCCCUGACGCUGUCAAGGGCAGCAUUGGCAAAAUCAUUCCCAUCCGCAACGUGGACACCGAGUCUGUCGACGACGAGACUGUCGUUUCUGUUAUCAACAUGCUUAAGAGCCUCCAAGAGGAGAACAAGCUUCAAGCUCGUGAGGAGGAUCCUAUCAGCGACCUCAUCCAGCAGCUUCUCGGUAGUCUCACCGGCGGCGAUAAGAAGAAGGGUGGCCUCCUUGGCGGCGCUCUCAUUCCUGGUAUCCUGAAUGUCAAGCCCGAGGAGCAGAUGAGCAAGGUUCAGGCCCGUGAGGAGGAUCCCAUCAGCGACCUCAUCCAGCAGCUCCUCGGCAGCCUUACCGGCGGCGAUAAGAAGAAGGGUGGCCUCCUCGGUGGUGCCCUCAUCCCCGGCAUCCUCAACGUCAAGCCUGAGGAGGCCAACAUUCAGGCUCGUGAAGAGGAUCCUAUCAGCGACCUCAUCCAGCAGCUUCUCGGUAGUCUCACCGGCGGCGAUAAGAAGAAGGGUGGCCUCCUUGGCGGCGCUCUCAUUCCUGGUAUCCUGAAUGUCAAGCCCGAGGAGCAGAUGAGCAAAGUUCAGGCCCGUGAGGAGGAUCCCAUCAGCGACCUCAUCCAGCAGCUCCUCGGCAGCCUUACCGGCGGCGAUAAGAAGAAGGGUGGCCUCCUUGGUGGCGCUCUCAUUCCUGGCAUCCUGAACGUCAAGCCCGAGGAGCAGAUGAGCAAGGUCCAGGCCCGUGAGGAGGAUCCCAUCAGCGACCUCAUCCAGCAGCUUCUUGGUAGCCUUACCGGCGGCGGCGGCGGCGAGAAGAAGGGCGGUCUUCUCGGCGGUGCUCUUAUCCCCGGCAUUCUCAACGUCAAGCCCGAGGAGCAGAUGAACAAGGUUCAGGCCCGUGAGGAAGAUCCUAUUGCCGAUCUCAUCAAGCAAAUCCUCGGCCUUGUCGGCGGUGACAAGAAGAAGGGUGGCCUCCUUGGUGGCGCUCUCAUUCCUGGCAUCCUGAACGUCAAGCCCGAGGAGCAGAUGAGCAAGGUCCAGGCCCGUGAGGAGGAUCCCAUCAGCGACCUCAUCCAGCAGCUCCUCGGCAGCCUUGGCGGCGGCGACGGCGAGAAGAAGGGCGGCCUCCUUGGCGGAGCUCUCAUUCCUGGCAUUUUGAACGUCAAGCCCGAGGAGCAGAUGAGCAAGGUCCAGGCCCGUGAGGAGGAUCCCAUCAGCGACCUCAUCCAGCAGCUUCUUGGUAGCCUUACCGGCGGCGGCGGCGGCGAGAAGAAGGGCGGUCUUCUCGGCGGUGCUCUUAUCCCCGGCAUUCUCAACGUCAAGCCCGAGGAGGAGAACAAGACCCAGUAA
Molecule: messenger RNA, 2262 nt
Organism: Verticillium alfalfae VaMs.102
Lineage: Eukaryota; Fungi; Ascomycota; Sordariomycetes; Glomerellales; Plectosphaerellaceae
Exons: 2
Coding region: 1-2262 (753 amino acids)
Source: RefSeq, a predicted model, not a curated record